UUAAAACGCCGCACCCACCACCGGUCUUCUCAUAUUUCUUCCCUCAUCCUCCUCUCUCUCUCUCUCCCUCACUCACCCCAGAGCAGAGCACAGGCCUCCUCUGAAGGCUGAAGGUGACGACCACGCCUCAGGCGGCGCCAUUGCCAUGGCGGACAAGAUCUCCACGGUUGUCCUCAAAGUUGACCUUGAAUGCGCGCGAUGCUACAGGAAGAUGAGGAAGGUCCUCUGCAAGAUCCAAGACAAGAUGAACAUCAAGACCAUCUCCUUCGACGAGAAGAGCAACUCCGUGACGGUGUCCGGGCCGUUCGACCCCGACAAGCUGUGCCGGAAGCUCUGCUGCGAGGCCGGCCGGGUGAUCAAGGAGAUGCAUGUCAAUGGCAAGGAGCAGAAGGCGGACAAGGACGGCGGCGGCGGCGGCGGCGAGAAGCAGAAGGCGCCCAAGGACGCCGGCAAGGCCGAGAAGGAUGGUGGGAAGGCGGAGAAGCCCAAGGACGGCGGCGGGAAGGCCGACAAGGAGAAGCCCAAGGACGCCGCGGCCGCCAAGCCGGAGAAGAAGGUCAAGUUCGACGACGCGCCGCCGGCCACGGACGCGAAGCCCGGCAAGGCCAUGCCGCCGCUGCCGCCCGGCAUGAGCAUGGCCGACCUCGGCCCGCUCCUGGAGAAGAUGAAGCAGGCCAAGCAGCAGGGCGGGGGCGGGCCCCAGCCACCGCCGAUGAUGGCGCCGCCCGUGGCCGCGCAGGGGGUGGCCGUGCCGUCCAUCUGGCCGGCGCCGGCCGGGCCCAUGUCCUACAGCUACGACCCGACGCCGUACGGCCAGCCGUCGUACUACGGCGGGGGCUGCGGCGGUGGGUGCGGCGGGGGGUGCCAGUGCUGCAGGCCGCCCGUGCCGGCCGGCGGGUACUACGGCGUGCCGGUGCACGACCACCAGGGGUGGUACCACGGCAACCGGCAGCCGUACUACCCGCAGCAGCAGCAGCAGCAGCAGCCGUACUGCGGCGAGGACCCCAACGCCGGGUGCAGCGUCAUGUGAUCGGCAGGCGACGCGCCAUGGACAGAGGCAGAGCAAUCAGGCAUCGGGCAUCAGUCAUCAGUUGUGUGGUCACUCUCCCGUACUCACUCAUGGCCUGCGGUUAAAAUUUUCCUUUUCUUUCUUCCUUCCGUGUCGUGGGUUCUUGUUUAUGUCUAAUUAGGCGUUGAGUUGUGCAUGUGACAGAGAAGUUGUGCUGUUGUGUUCCUGGUGCCUAGCUUGUUUCCUUAGUUGGUUCUUGUCAUGAAUGAAUAUAUUUAUACCAGUAAUUAAGUACUGUAGUUUAUUUGGA
Molecule: messenger RNA, 1319 nt
Organism: Triticum urartu
Lineage: Eukaryota; Viridiplantae; Streptophyta; Magnoliopsida; Poales; Poaceae
Biological process (GO): regulation of defense response to fungus
Molecular function (GO): metal ion binding
Source: RefSeq, a predicted model, not a curated record